Molecule: messenger RNA, 432 nt
Organism: Trichoderma reesei QM6a
Lineage: Eukaryota; Fungi; Ascomycota; Sordariomycetes; Hypocreales; Hypocreaceae
Exons: 2
Biological process (GO): iron incorporation into metallo-sulfur cluster; intracellular iron ion homeostasis
Cellular component (GO): mitochondrion
Molecular function (GO): ferrous iron binding; ferroxidase activity; ferric iron binding
Source: RefSeq, a predicted model, not a curated record
GCGAGCCUGCGCAAGGGUAUCAUGCCCGACACCUCCAACCCAGACAAGCCUCCCACCAAGACCGAGACCAAGUUCGCCGUGGCCGAGCUCUCCGACGCAGAGUACAACGACCUAGCAAACGAGUAUUUGAAUGAUUUGCUCGAGAAGUUUGAGACGCUCCAGGACAAUGGCGCGCCGAUUGACGUGGAAUAUUCGUCCGGCGUCAUGACCGUCACUGUCGCCGGCAAGGGCACAUACGUCAUCAACAAGCAGCCCCCGAACAAGCAGAUCUGGCUCUCGUCUCCCCUGUCCGGGCCCAAGCGGUAUGACUUUUGCGUCGCGAGCGAGGGGCAGGGCGACAAGGAGGGCACGGCACUGGGGACCUGGAUAUACACGCGCGACAACUCGAGCCUGGACGAGCUUAUACACAAGGAGAUUGAAUUGGAGCUGUAA